ACAUUUUGUUGCUUCUGCUCUGAAGUGUUACUUAAAGGCUAUAAAUAGUCUAUUUUUAUUUUAGUGUAUUUUGUACAUUUAAAGUGGGAUGAAAGAAAAACAAACUUAAAAGUUAAAACUUAAGUCCAUAGUGUGUUUAGGGAGUCGGUGUUCAUGUCUAGUUAUUACUGUAUGGUCAUAAUCUAAAUUCUUUGUAAGUGCUCAUAGGGUGAAAAUGAAGAUGGCUGAUGGGACACGAAUUUUAAGAAGAAAUCGACCGGGAACCAAAGCCAAGGAUUUCAGCAGGUGGCCUGAUGAGCCAUUUGAAGAGAUGGACUCAACUUUGGCUGUUCAACAAUAUAUCCAGCAGCAGAUCAGGAGAGAGCCUAAUAACAUUGAUUUAAUUCUUACACCCCCAGAGACUCAAGAUGAGGGUGUCUGGAAAUAUGAACAUCUCAGACAGUUCUGCAUGGAGCUGAACGGCCUGGCAGUAAGGCUACAAGGCGAGUGUCAACCGGACUCGUGCACUCAGAUGACGGCCACGGAACAGUGGAUCUUCCUGUGCGCCGCGCACAAGACUCCCAAAGAGUGUCCGGCCAUAGACUACACCAGACACACACUCGACGGCGCAGCUUGUCUACUCAAUAGCAACAAGUACUUCCCCAGCAGGGUGAGCAUCAAAGAGUCGUCCGUAGCCAAGCUAGGAUCCGUGUGUCGUCGGGUGUACAGAAUCUUCUCCCAUGCUUACUUUCAUCAUCGAUCUAUCUUUGAUGAAUUUGAGAACGAGACGUUUUUAUGUCGAAGAUUCACCCUGUUUGUAACCAAGUACAAUUUGAUGUCCAAAGACAACCUAAUUGUUCCGAUACUCGAAGGAGAGGGGGGAGUCAGCGGGGAAUCUGAAGCCUAAACACUGAUGACUCGUCAAUGUGUUGUCUUUAGUUCUAUUAGUGCCAACUUCAUUAUUUUUAUCAUAGAUUAUUUUGACUGUUUAUAUUUCGUUAAGUAAUCAAAGACAGUUAAACACCACAUGAAUCUGGUCUGAUGAGAUUUGAGAUGCCAAAUUUGUAUUGAAUACAAUAAGUAAUGUGAAUAGUUGUCACAGUUUCUAUCGGACCAUUUUUAUGUUAACAUUGGACUGACAUGACUUCCAAGUUUCGGCCUGAACUUAGGAGGUAUGUUUUGAUCCUUGCUGCAACUAAUCCAACGGACAGCUUUUUAAUUGAGCUUCACAGGUAAAAUUGUGGAUAUUGUAAAUGGUAAAUAUUGACUGGUUUGUGUCAAUAGGCACAGUAUUAUUGGUCAAUAACCUUUAGUCUCUAUGUAUUUAAGUGUACCUUAAGUAGUUAGUUUAUAAAUACACCAGAAAUUCAUGACAGUAAAAUAAUGGUCUUAAAGAAACAAAAUUCCUUCUUGGAACUAAUUAGUACUUCAUAACUCAAUUAAACCUUCUACUUGUUAUCUUUAAAAUGAGACAUAUUUAAGAAGUUAAGUCGAUACCAACAUAAAUUAUUUUGGUUUAUACUAUGUAUACAGGACUUUAUUGCCUAGCAAUGUAAUGUUAUUUUAGUUACUUGUUGAUUCUCCAUAAAACAGACAUACCACUGUUAGGUAUUGUUUUGACCUAUCAUAGUUUUCAGUAUUCUUCAUAAGUUUGUUUUGUUUGAGAUCCAAUUUUCCAAAUUACAUUGUACUAUAUCUUUUUUCAACCACUAACCUGUAUUUUAGGGAUUUGUUAGGAUUCCAUGUAUCAUAAUUUUUGUUUGGCUAGAAUAAUUUCAACUGUGUGUAUUUAAAACUGUCAUUAUAUCUACUGUGUGAAUCUCAAGAAAUUAUUUUUUUUAAA
Molecule: messenger RNA, 1822 nt
Organism: Macrosteles quadrilineatus (aster leafhopper)
Lineage: Eukaryota; Metazoa; Arthropoda; Insecta; Hemiptera; Cicadellidae
Gene: Mob4
Product: MOB kinase activator-like 4
Exons: 5
Coding region: 215-886 (223 amino acids)
Cellular component (GO): cytoplasm
Source: RefSeq, a predicted model, not a curated record